AUGCCCCGCUCCUCUCUCGGCGCCGUCGGCCUCCUCUCGUGGCACGUUACCGGCGUCGCCCUACCCGAGUCCGGUUCCUCCAACGGCCAACCUCACACCUCGAGGCUCGUUCCACGAUCCCAUGUCCUCCACGAGAGGCACCUCGCCGACCACACCAAGCUGUGGAACAAGAGGUCCAGGGCGGACGCCAAAGCCCUCUUGCCUGUGCGCAUAGGCUUGACCCAGCGGAACCUGGACGAGGGACACAGGCGGUUGUGGGACAUAUCCGACCCGGCGUCACCAAACUACGGAAAGCACCUGUCACCGGAAGAGGUCGUUGCCUUCUUCGCGCCCAAGGAGGAUGGUGCUACAGCUGUGACGGACUGGCUAGUGGCCGAAGGCAUCUCAGCCAGCCGCAUUUCCAGAUCGCGAAACAGGCAGUUCGACGCAACUGUAGAGGAGGUAGAGGCCCUCUUGUACGCCGACUUCCACGUCUAUGAGCACGCCGACACGGGCGUGGCCAACCUCGCGUGCUCCGGCUACCACCUCCCCGCCAGCAUCCGCGAACACAUCGACUACGUCACGCCCGGCAUCAAGCUCAUGCCCGAAGAGGGGGUGCUGAGGCCGAAACUGAAGCGAGACGCGGGGACAAAGGCUCGGGCGGGGCGCAGGCCAGGCAGGCCCGGGCGGGUAUCUUCUGAUUCUCUGCUCAAGGAAGAUUUGCCCGUGAGGCCAAGGCCUUCCGCUAUAGCUCAACCUGUGGUCCAAGCUGCAGCAAGAAAGGGAUCUGGCGUCACCCCCGCGAGCUUAGCCAACCAGGCAGAUGAAGGUACAGAAGAGGGUACGGAGGAGGGCGAUGAGGCUGAAGACGUGCCAGUCAUAGUCCGGCCUGUUGUGCCAGAGGUACCUGCUUUCUUGCCGCCCGACGACGACUGCGUAUAUGACGUUACUCCAGAGUGUAUAAGAGCCCAGUACAACAUCCCCGCAGGCUCCAAGAACCAAACGGGCAACAAGCUAGGCAUCUUCCAGGGCCUGAACAUACGGUACUGGCAGGGCGAUUUCGACCUGUAUUUUGACGCCGUGGCACCAUGGGUCCCCCAAGGAUCGCACCCUCAGAAUAACCUCGCCAACGGCGCAAUCGGCGAGACUGACGAUCGGCUUUCGUCGGGCGCUGAAGCGGUCAUGGACUUCCAGCUAGGAAUGUCCCUAGUAUGGCCGCAGGAAACAGUGCUCUGGCACGUUGAUGAUCCGUGGUACGAGGAUGCCCAGAUGCAAGAGCCUCUCAUCUACAAAGGCUUCUUUAACAAUCUCUUCAACGCAAUGGACGGCAGCUACUGCGAAUUCGAGGCCUACAACCAAACCGGCAACUGCGUCGACCCGGACUGCCUCGACCCCAUCUACCCCAACCCCAACCCCGGCGGCUACGACGGCCCCCUCGCCUGCGGUACUUUUGAGCCCACCAACGUCAUCUCCAUCUCCUACAGCGGCUCCGAGUCCAGCCUCCCCGCGUCCUACCUGAAACGGCAGUGCGCCGAAAUCAUGAAGCUCGCCAUGCAGGGCAUCACCGUCGUCGUCUCGUCCGGCGACUACGGCGUCGGGAGCAACCGGCGCGAUCCGCCACCCCUGGGUUGCCUCGGCGAGAACUACGACGUCUUCAAUCCCGUGUUUCCGGGAAAUUGUCCCUACGUCCUCGCCGUGGGCGCGACGGAAUGGAGGAAACCCAAGGCGGAGGUGAUUCCGCCGGACGUGGGCGGCGUGACGGAGGGGGACGACGGCAGGGAUCCCGAGGAUCCGCGCCAGGGUGGGGAUAGUGGGCGGGAUGAUGGCGAGGAGGGGGUAGAGGCGUGCACGCGCCGCGAGGAGGAGAGGAAUGAGGAGGCAGAAGACAAACAGCCGGAGGAGGGCGAAGGGCUAGAAAGCGAACCGGUAGCGCAGACCCCGUGGGCGACGCCCCAGCAGUUCACGGGCCCCUACGAAGAGGUGGCCACCACCUUCUUCUCCUCGGGCGGCGGCUUCUCCAACGUAUACCCCGUGCCCGAGUACCAGCGCCCCCACCACCGGGCCUACUUUUCUGCCCUCGGCGGCCCGGCCAACGCGACGGGUAGAGCGGCGGGGAAUGUGACGCUGAUCGCGCCCGCGCUCGACGUGGAGGGGUACGUGGGUGGGCGCACCGACUACGAGACCAUUGGCGACGACGGGCUGCGGUUCAACCGCGCGGGCCGGGGCACGCCGGACGUGUCGGCCGUCGGGGAUAAUAUCUACGUGGUGUUGCGUGGGCGCCCGGUCCUCAUGAUGGGCACGUCGGCGUCGGCGCCGAUCGUGGCGGCGAUGCUGAAUCUUGUGAAUGAGGAGAGGUUCUAUAAGCUAGAGCCAACAUACUAA
Messenger RNA from Parascedosporium putredinis, 2361 nucleotides. Lineage: Eukaryota; Fungi; Ascomycota; Sordariomycetes; Microascales; Microascaceae. The record is from the annotation of a GenBank genome assembly.